AUGACCGACAGAUCUUGGAUUACAGCACUGCCACGGAGAUGUCUACGGGCAUCGCGAAAGAUACUAUGUCCAAUACAGCGACCCGCUACCUCAGACACGAUCGCUCGUCGCCCUGAAGUAACGCGUGAAUCCGAAUCACAGCCGAACAACCCAUGGAAUCUCGAACGAAUAUCCCCAGGCUAUGCCACAAAUGAUGGUUCACCCCUAUGCCACGAUGAUGAAACCGAGGAAUCUGGCGCAUAUGUAUACGUUAUUGAUUCUGGCAUAAAUUUCUUUCAUGAUGAAUUCUCUGGCCGAGCUCUACACGGAGAAAACUUCGUCCCAGAAUCACCAGACUACGAUGAAGUUGGGCAUGGUACUCAUAUGGCAGGAAUUAUCGGAGGGACUACGUAUGGCGUGGCUAAGAAUUGCACCAUGAUUUCCGUCAAGGUGGUGGAUAAAAGGGGUAAAGGCAAACCAAAGUGGCUCCGCCAGGCCAUUGAAUGGGCUACCAAUGACGCUAUCGCGAAGGGUGUCGCGGAAAAGAGCGUCAUCAACAUAUCUCUCGGCUGGAAGUACAGUGCCACGACUAACCACGCUGUGAAGAAAGCUACGAACGCUGAUAUCACGGUAGUUGUUUCAGCGGGUAAUCAUAGUAAGCCCGCUUCCACCUAUUCCCCUGCCUCAGCCAGUACUGCCAUCACAGUCGCUGCGAGUGGCCCCGAUAACCGCCGUGCUCCGUUCUCCAACUACGGCCUUUGCGUUAAUAUAUUCGCUCCGGGCACUCGUGUCCCUACUGUUCCGAGCUCAGUCGACAAUGGACCUCAGUAUAGUUCUGGCACGAGUCCGGCAGCAGCACACGUAUCGGGUCUAGCUGCGCAUUUCAUUUCCAGCGAGAACUUGAGGGGUUUCAAGGCUGUGAGGAAGCGGAUUAUGCGUGCGAGUUUGAACGGGGUGAUAAAAGAUAGGCGUUGGAGCAGGAACCGUCUUGCAUUUGACGGUGUGUCAAGGGAUUGA
This is a messenger RNA of Fusarium musae, 996 nucleotides long. RefSeq lists its product as uncharacterized. Bases 1 to 996 code for a protein of 331 amino acids. Gene Ontology annotation, biological process: proteolysis. Gene Ontology annotation, molecular function: serine-type endopeptidase activity. NCBI's taxonomy places the organism in Eukaryota, Fungi, Ascomycota, Sordariomycetes, Hypocreales, Nectriaceae. The transcript has 2 exons. The record is from RefSeq and is a predicted model, not a curated record.